Trichogramma pretiosum is the source of this 529-nucleotide messenger RNA. RefSeq names its product general odorant-binding protein lush-like. The record is from RefSeq and is a predicted model, not a curated record. NCBI's taxonomy places the organism in Eukaryota, Metazoa, Arthropoda, Insecta, Hymenoptera, Trichogrammatidae. The coding region runs from base 75 to 518 and encodes 147 amino acids. Gene Ontology annotation, molecular function: odorant binding. The transcript has 6 exons.
CGCGUAGAAGAAAGCUCGACUUGUUUACGUGUGGAAGCUGCUAGCUUUGCUUGACUUUUCAACGCGGUCGUAAAAUGAAACUCAAAGUUUCUGGAUCGAUAAUUUUCAUUUUAUCGAUCUACCUUUUGAAUGUCCAGUGUGCAAAAAUGAGCUUGGACGAGCUCAAAAAAAUGGUCAAACCAAUAAGUUCCACGUGCCAAAAGAAGAAUAACGUACCACAAGACCUUUUACUUGCAUCGUACUCGGGAGUAUUUGCUCGUGAAAAAUCAUUGAUGUGUUAUUACAGGUGCCUCGCGACCAUGUUGAAACUGAUGAAUAAACAGGGACAGUUUGCCCUGGAUAAAAUGUUUACUCAAGUCGACUUGCUGGUGGUCGAAGAAUUGGCGCCUAGAAUCAAAGAAAUCGCCAAAAUAUGCUUCGACUCGACUCCGAAGAUAGACGACCCUUGCGAGUACACGUACGAUUUGGUCGUUUGCGCUUACAACAUCGAUAGUUCGUUGAGCGUUCUCAGUCGAUAGGGAAAAAAGGG